Messenger RNA from Clunio marinus, 1715 nucleotides. NCBI's taxonomy places the organism in Eukaryota, Metazoa, Arthropoda, Insecta, Diptera, Chironomidae. The record is from the annotation of a GenBank genome assembly.
AUGAAAAGGUUACUCUUAAGUGUUGAAGUUACUUUACGACACGUUUUGAAAAUAAAGAAAAGUAUCUUAAGCCUUAAUCAUUUAAUAAAAACAUUAUUUAUUUAUAUUGUAUGAAAUGGCAACUGAAGAUAUAGCAAAAAGUCUUGAAGAUUCAAACCUUGAAUCUGAGACAAAAGAAGACAUUGUCACACCAUGGGACGUAGCUGGAGCUGAUGAUACAGGAAUUGAUUACGAUAAACUGAUCAAAAGAUUUGGAAGUUCAAAAGUUGACAAUGAAGUGAUUGCAAAACUUGAGAAAGUUGCUGGAAAACCUGUCCAUCAUCUUAUACGAAGAGGAAUAUUCUUUUCCCAUCGUGAUCUCUUUACUCUUCUUAACCUUUGGGAACAAGGAAAGAGAUUUUACCUUUACACUGGGAGAGGACCAUCGUCAGAAUCAAUGCAUUUAGGACAUCUCAUCCCAUUUGUUGUUACAAAGUGGCUUCAAGAAGCUUUCGAUAUUCCUCUGGUAAUUCAGAUGACUGACGAUGAAAAGGCAUUAUGGAAAAAUAUCGAGAUAGAAGAAGCACUUCGACUUACAAAGGAAAAUGUAAAAGAUAUAAUUGCGAUGGGAUUUGAUCCAUCAAAAACUUUCAUUUUCUCUAGUCUGACUUAUAUGGGGCAAUGUCCUGAAUACUAUAGAAAUGUCAUAAGAAUUCAAAAAUGCGUAACAUUUAAUCAAGUGAAAGGAAUAUUUGGCUUUGGUGAUUCAGACGUUAUAGGAAAAAUUGGCUUCCCAGCUGUACAAGCAGCACCAGCAUUAUCAUCAACAUUCCCUCAUAUCUUUGGGAAGGAAAAAGUUCCAGUUUUAAUUCCAUGUGCUAUUGAUCAAGAUCCUUAUUUCCGAAUGACUAGAGAUGUUGCUCCACGUCUAGGAUUUCCGAAACCGGCUUUGCUCCACUCUACUUUCUUUCCGGCACUACAAGGCGCCAAAACCAAAAUGUCAGCGAGUGAUCUGAACUCUGCAAUUUUCCUUACUGAUACACCAAAACAGAUUAAAACAAAAAUCAAUAAACAUGCUUUCUCAGGAGGUCGUGUAACUGUCGAGGAGCAUCGCGAAUUUGGUGGAAAUACUGACAUCGAUGUUCCUUAUCAGCUUCUUCGUUUCUUCUUGGAAGACGAUCCAGAACUUGAGAAAAUUCGAAUUGCUUAUAGUUCUGGCGAAAUGUUAAGCGGAGAAAUCAAAAAGCUUGCAAUUGAAUGUCUUCAACCAAUUGUUGCUAAACAUCAAGAAAGUCGAAAAUCAAUCACCGAAGAUGUUCUUGAAUUAUUUAUGACUCCACGAAAACUUAAUUUCAAAUAAUUUGAUUAUAAGAUUUGUAUGAAACUUAACAUUAUCAUGAUAUUGGCAAUAAAAUGCUUUGAUAAUUCGAGAAUUGAAAAAAAAUCGGAGUUAGAUUAAUCAUUGGAUUAACGUAUUUCGAGAUUAAGAACGGGUUAAGUUUAAGGAUCAAUGAAUGUUUAUGAAUGGAGUUAAAACACCUAUAAUGAUUGUGAUUUACAUAACAAUAAAACACUCGAAAGCGGAAGGGUACAUCAUGUCCCAAUUUUGUUCCAUUGACUGCUGUUUCUAUUGUUAAUUCUCCGUCUCCUUUUAUACACACACAAAACAGUUGUUAUGACGUUACACUUCUAAUAACGAUAAAGAAAUAAAAGUAAUUUAAAAAUGGAUUCGAAAC